UAUUUAAAUUUACUGAUUUAGUUUUUGUUUUUCUUCGCCGGUGGCUGAAAGAGAGGCAGUCAGCGCGCCAUCAACAGACAUGAAUAGUAGAAGCGAAGAAGAAGAUGGUCCGAGUACUCUGGAUAGCUCUUUGCUCACCACCACUGACGUCAGUGGGAAACGUCGGAGCAAUCAGUCGUCUUCUCCAGCGACAGCGGUGGUUGUGUUUAGCACUUUGGUGGCUGUCUGUGGAUCUUUCGUUUACGGUUCUGCUGUUGGCUUUUCAUCUCCAGCUCAGAUGGGAAUCAUGGAUGAUCUUGGCAUGUCCUUGGAAGAGUACUCAGUUUUUGGUUCAAUAUUGACAAUUGGAGCCAUGGUUGGUGCAGUUAUGAGUGGGAAAAUAGCCGAUCAAUUUGGAAGGAAAAUGAGCAUGGGACUAUCUCAAGUGUUUUGUUUGUUCGGGUGGUUAGCAAUUUUAUAUUCUGAGGCUUCUUGGUUGCUUGAUGCUGGAAGAUUAUCAAUAGGAUAUGGAGUUGGGGUUAUCUCCUAUGUGGUACCAGUUUACAUAGCAGAAAUAACACCCAAAAACCUUCGUGGAUCAUUUACCGAUGUUAAUCAGCUGAUGAUAUCUAUUGGAAUAUCUGUAAUGUGGCUUCUUGGAAUUCUUAUUCAUUGGCGUACGCUAGCUCUUAUUGGAGGCAUUCCAUGUGUACUACAGGUUGUAGGCCUGUUCUUCAUCCCUGAAUCUCCUAGAUGGCUGGCAAAAAUCGGUUUAUGGAAAGAAUGUGAGAAUGCUCUACAAAAACUUAGGGGAGAGAAUGCAGAAAUCUCUGAAGAAGCUGCUGAAAUCAGAGAUUACACAGAAACACUUGAUGAGCUAUCAGAAAGUAGAGUCUUUGAUUUGUUUCAACAAGAAUAUGCCAAAUCUCUGAUUAUUGGAGUUGGACUUAUGGUAUUACAACAAUUUGGUGGAGUGAAUGCUAUUGCAUUUUAUGCAAAUUCCAUCUUUAUUUCUGCUGGUUUUUCAAGUACUAUUGGAUCAAUAGCAUUGGUUCUUGUUCAGAUUCCAUUCACCAUUUUAGGUGUACUUUUGAUGGAUGUUUCAGGUAGAAGGCCUCUACUAAUGGUUUCUGCUAGUGGAACUUGCUUGGGUUGUUUGCUUCUAGGGAUAUCAUUUUUCCUACAGGACCACCUUCAAGAGAAUAAAGGGUUAAGCCCUAUUUUAGCACUUGUUGGAGUAUUGGUUUUUAAAGGAUCCUAUUCAUUGGGCAUGGGGGGGAUUCCAUGGGUCAUUAUGUCUGAAAUCUUUCCUAUGAAUAUUAAGAGUUCAGCUGGAAGCCUUGUGACACUAGUUAACUGGUUUGGUUCUUGGGUUGUUUCGUAUUCUUUUAACUUCUUGAUGGAAUACAGCACUCAAGGAACAUUUUUCAUGUUUUCAAGCAUAUGCUGUGUGACUGUUUUGUUUGUUGCAAAAUUAGUUCCAGAGACCAAGGGUCGUACACUAGAAGAAAUUCAAGCAUCCAUGAACACCUCUAUAGAAACUUGAUUACAUGACAUGAUAUGAAAGAUUAGAAUAUAAUGAUUUUAUACAAUAUUUGAUUCAAAAGUUAUAGAAUCCAUUUUUUGGACCUAGAAACUAUUAAUUGUCGUGUAAAGUGUAUUUUUUUGGAGCUUAUUUUGAAAGUUUCAGACAUUGUUAUAUAACGUGUAGUAAAAUGCAAAAUAUUGGGAACUAGUUGUAAAAAGAUUAAAGAUACAAUGUGAUAUGAAUAAUAAAAUACUAUCGUGGGAAGUGGG
Molecule: messenger RNA, 1776 nt
Organism: Lactuca virosa
Lineage: Eukaryota; Viridiplantae; Streptophyta; Magnoliopsida; Asterales; Asteraceae
Source: the annotation of a GenBank genome assembly